UUUCGCCGGGCAAGCCCAGCGGUUGCAGCUGCGGCGGAUCCGAGGCUCUGCCCGUGGUGCACCCGGGCAGCCUAGGGCCGUCAGCGGCUCCGCAAAGUCGCGGAGCAAGGGAGGCCGAGAGCCCGCAAAGUGGUGGGGCUCCGGGCUGGGUCUGGGCUAGAAGAGGCGUGCCUGCGGAGCCUGGAUCCCGGCGCCCUUCGGCCUCGAGUGCAGCGACCGGUUGACGGUGCAGCCGCCUGGGGAAGAGCAGUCAAAUUGCAGCCUCCCCAAAGAAGCUUAGUUACGCAGGCGAACCGGCGGCUCCCUGAAGCGUGCUUAGAGCCGUGUCGCAGAGCCCUCCCGGGCCAGCGGGCUAAGGCUGGGAUCCCGGCGCCGUCCCAGAGGCAGUGGACCCCUGGCAGCGGGUUGCUCCGCUAGUGCUCUCCGGUGCAGAGAAGGGGCGUGCAAAGCUCUAACGGUCGGCCCGCUCAGAACCCGUGCCCGACCCGGGUGCCCCCUCUGUCCCACUCUGGGAGCAAUGCCCCCCGCCCCUCGUGCCCCCCGGGAACGACGCGAGCAUGGAGAAGUCGAGUAGUGAGGAUUCUUCGAUCCACCGGAGUCCAUCUUUGGACAGCAAGGACUCGGACUUUGCCAAGCCGUCCACCUCUGGCCGCCCGUUCGGCCGUGGCUUCACGGCUGGCGCCUUCUACGGCACCGCGGGUUCUCGGGGUCAGAGCCACACCGAGGCCGGCGUUAAGACUGACAAGUACAAUGCGCCCAAAGGCAGCAAGUACGUGGUGUUUUACCUGGACCUGUCCUUUGUGUUCCUCCUAGAAUUUAAGAAGUGCAACAUGGCCAGGGGCUGCCUCUGCUGCUUGAAGUACAUGAUGUUCCUCUUCAAUUUGAUAUUCUGGCUCUGUGGCUGCGGCCUGCUUGGAGUGGGCAUCUGGCUCUCCGUGUCCCAAGGCAACUUUGCCACCUUCUCCCCGAGUUUCCCUUCGCUGUCUGCAGCCAACCUCGUCAUCGCCAUAGGCACCAUUGUCAUGGUGACGGGCUUCCUGGGCUGCCUUGGGGCCAUCAAGGAAAACAAGUGUUUGCUCCUCAGUUUCUUCAUCGUGCUGUUGGUCAUUCUCCUGGCAGAGUUGAUCCUGCUCAUCCUCUUCUUUGUCUACAUGGACAAGGUGAACGAGAAUGCCAAGCAGGACCUGAAGGAAGGGCUGCUGCUGUACAACACCGAGAACAACGUGGGGCUCAAGAAUGCCUGGAAUAUCAUCCAGGCUGAGAUGCGGUGUUGUGGAGUCACCGACUACACAGACUGGUACCCAGUGCUGGGGGAGAACAUAGUUCCUGACCGCUGCUGCAUGGAGAACUCCCAGGGUUGUGGGCGCAACACCACCACCCCCUUGUGGAGAACGGGCUGCUAUGAGAAGGUGAAGCUGUGGUUCGAUGACAACAAGCACGUGCUGGGUACAGUGGGGAUGUGCAUCCUUAUCAUGCAGAUCCUGGGAAUGGCUUUUUCCAUGACUCUGUUCCAGCACAUCCACCGGACGGGUAAAAAGUAUGAUGCCUGAGCGUUUGGCAGCGCCUGGCCCCACCCGGACACUGUACGUGCCAGGGGAGAGGACCUAAGUCUGUGUCUCCUGUCUGCCCUCCGAUGGCCACCCUGCUCCAUCUGCCAGCCUGCCCUCCCCUGCCCACAUCCUUGGCCUUGGACCUUUUGGAGGGCAGAGACCCAGGGAGGAGGCAUCAUGCAGAGACCUCAGGGCUUGGGCGCCUGGAUUCCUGCAUCUGCAUAUUUGCCAAAGACACCAGGAUGGGCAGGGUGUCAAGGAGGAAGCCCCUGUAUUGAUGGGCUUCUGCCCCUGCCCUUCCUCACGCUGACACUUGUCCCUGUGUGGGGUGGAGAGUCUGCCCCACCAAGGCCACUGCCGUCCAUGGCUGCCCAGCCAGAGAGCCGGCCAGGGUGCAGUGUGGCACCACCAGGUCGGGCCCCCUGGAGCACCCUGCCUGGGUUUUUAUACUAUAGUGUAACUUUUUUAUUUUACUCUGAUUAUGAUUAUUCAGGAAUAUUAUCUCUCAGAUAAGUUUAGGAUUAGCUUUCUGAUUUAUAACUUUUUACUGUGUUGAUUUCCAUAACGGUUUGAGUUUCCUUUUCCUGUGGGUGGGGAUGGUUAGGGAGAAAGGACCCCCAUCCACUUUCAGUGAGGACACAUCACUGUGCAACACUCAUAAGGCUCUAGGGUGAGAAGUGCCAGGUUCCCCCCCCCCCCCCCC
Molecule: messenger RNA, 2253 nt
Organism: Peromyscus eremicus (cactus mouse)
Lineage: Eukaryota; Metazoa; Chordata; Mammalia; Rodentia; Cricetidae
Gene: Tspan9
Product: tetraspanin 9
Exons: 7
Coding region: 558-1550 (330 amino acids)
Cellular component (GO): membrane
Source: RefSeq, a predicted model, not a curated record